Messenger RNA from Aspergillus fischeri NRRL 181, 741 nucleotides. RefSeq lists its product as uncharacterized. The transcript has 3 exons. NCBI's taxonomy places the organism in Eukaryota, Fungi, Ascomycota, Eurotiomycetes, Eurotiales, Aspergillaceae. The record is from RefSeq and is a predicted model, not a curated record. The coding region runs from base 1 to 741 and encodes 246 amino acids.
AUGUCGGACAGUCGGAGAAUCCCCCGUGCUCCGCUCUCUGCUCAGGAUCGGCUGUGGGACCUGCUGGAUUCGGGCAUCCGCAUGUGGGGGAAGUCGGGGAAACAAGUCCAGACUCUCGUGGAUGCUCGCAACAUGUCGGCUGCCAAAUCUACUGCUGCCGUGCUGGUAGCUCUGUUGCCUUGUGCGCUCGCUCAGGCGAACACAAGCUACGUUGAUCACAAUGUGGAGGCGAAUCCUGAUCUCACCCCUCAGACGGUCGCUAAGAUUGACCUGUCCUUUUCCGACUGCGAGAAUGGACCGCUCAGCAAGACUCUAACCAUGGAGCAAGGCGGGAAACACCAACUUCUGUCGCCUCCCAAGCUCUCGAAUGGAAACUCGCAACAUCUACAACCUGAGCUCUCAAAGUCACCCGGGUCCUCCAAGUUCCCUAGUCCGUUGAGUCCGCCGCCUCGUUGGCCUGCUCGCCAGUUCGCCAGAUGUGUUUCGAGAUCCCCAGUCACCCCCGAAGCUUGUCGGGCGAUUCUGUCAUCUUUCGAAUUUGAGAAGUCAUACGACGAACAGUCGGAGAUGGCUAUACUCAAGCUGGAGAAGUGGUUGGGAUAUGAACGCUGGCCGUGGCUUGAUGAUUUUGAUCGGCGGAGAACUAUCUGUGACAAAGUCUCAUUGAUCCUGGACAAAUUCCUCUGGUCUCAUCGGUUUGUUUUCUAUUCCUACCCUAUCGUUGCACAAGUCCUUUACUGA